CGCCGGGCGCGCAGCUGCUUCCGCGUUGGCGGCGGCCGGCGGGGCCGGGCCGGGUCGGGGCCGCCAUGCGCUACAGCGAGCGGGAGCUGCUGUCGCUGUCGCGGCAGCCCGCCGAGAAGGCGGCUGAGAUCCUCAUGCGCCUGCCCAAGAAAGGCAGCGUGCUGAAGAAACGCCUCGUGAAGCUGGUCGUCAACUUUCUCUUCUACUUCCGAACCGAUGAGGCGGAGCCAAUUGGAGCUUUGCUGCUGGAGCACUGCAGAAUUGCCAAAGAAGAGGUGAACGUCUUUUCAAUCAGUUUUAUUGAGGAGCCUGACAGGAAAUACUGCUUUGAAUGUGACAGUGAAGAACAAUGUCAGGAGUGGGUUGAGGCACUCCGAAGAGCCAGCUACGAGUUCAUGAGAAGAAGCUUGAUUUUCUAUCGUAAUGAGAUUCAAAAGAUGACAGGAAAGGAUCCCUUGGAGCAGUAUGGAAUCUCCGAGGAAGCCAGAUUCCAGCUGGGAACACACAAACAGUAACCCUGCAGCCUUUCCCUAAGUGGGGAGUAACUGGCAUUCAGCUGCCACCCCUGUGGGAGGGUGUGAAAACACCGAGCUUCAGCUGCAAGGAGCAGAAGCUCCUGGCACCAAACCAGUGACCAAGUGACUUUUAUUUAUUAGCCAGAUGAUUUUGUAUGAGUUUUUAAGGGAAUUCAUUGCACACUCCCACUUUGUCUUCAACCCUUCCUUGUUCCUGUGUGCCUGCUGUGUUGAUAGAAGCAACAAGAGUCUUAAUUAAUCACUGUAGAUACCAGUUUUUACUUAACUGUGAAUCUGCUACACUGAGGAAUGUAUAGUCUGACCUUGCUCUUGGCCCUUCCACAGCCCUCCCAAGCAACAGCGGUAUGCUACUGGUGCUGGGGAGAGGGGACGGGCUUCCAGGCUGGCCUGUUUGUCCUACUCCCUCCUCACUCUCCCUACAGAAAGAGGCUGAUGGCACCUGCCUGAUGCAGUGAUCUCUGCUGUUCAGUUGAGGCCUGUGCUGCCAGUGGAGGAAAUAACUGGUGUUAAGUGCCAGGUAGGUUGUGUGGUAUGCUAGCAGUAGUAGCAUUGCUGCUGGGAACAGCAACAUCCAGCUUUCCCAGCAGCUGUUCUGGCUGGAGUGUGGUCUGCACCUGAGCUCGAUGGUGAUCAGGAUGCUCUAGACUCUUAGGGAAGGAAGGGGGUGGGAGCAGUCUCUUUCAGUGCAGGGGCCUUAUCCCCUUCCUUGGAGGGGAGGGACUCUCCAGUUUGGCCCUGGCCAUAGAGUACUGCUCCCUCUGAAGCCCCCUGGGCCUCUUCCUGCUGCUGCAUGUUCUGUUGGCAGAGCUGAAGUGCAGAGGGAGCAGCUAGCAGGGGCCUGGGAAACCCUUCUUCACUUGAAUGGCUUCCCACAGUAGCAACAGGAAUUUUUCCCUUGAGCAGGCUGACUUAGAGCAUCCUGUCUGUAUUGGCCACCACUCUUGUGCUCCAGCAGGCAUGAUAGAUGGCUGGGAGGUCAGGGCACCAGUGUCUUGGCUAAACAUUAGUACUUGCUUCAAUGCAGUGUGAUUUUUUCCAGCCCAUUACAGCCCAGGUGCGAGCAAUAAAAUAAAAGUCUAGGAUCCCAAGACCUACUUACAUGACAUGGGCAAAGGUGUGGCUUUGUGCCUAUUGGAUACAAAUAGCUGAAGGGGUGAAGCGUUAUGACUUAUAGUGAAGCAGUUUAAACUACUGGGCCUGUGACCCUGAAGGCACAAUCUUCUUACAUAAAGUCCCCCUCCCUAACGGAUCUACUAGGGAAGGCCCAAGCUAUACUUGUCCUUGUAGCUUCAGACCUAAAGAAUAAGGAUUAGGGAACAGCAUCUCUUCCCUCCCUUGACUCCGCAUUGAUUAGUGCAAAUACAGAAACAGCAUCAGACAGUAGUUACUACCAGGCACAAGCUCUAGAAAGUAUAUGCUGUAAGCUUCGAUUGAUACUACUUACCCCACACUGCACCCCAGCUAAACAGCUCCACAGGGCAAGAUUACUGGGGUUUAGACUAGAGCCUCUUGUCUUGAUGCAGUAGGUCACCACUCCCUCCAAUAUCUCCAAUUGAUGGGCAACAGUAAGAGCCUUACCUCUGCAGGUGGAAGCAUCAGUGACAUCAGUAUCUAUUGACUGUUAAAUGCAGGAGCCUUAGGGAUCCCCUUGCAGCAUAGUCCAUCUCCAUCCCUGCAAUUUGACUUUCAACUACUGGCCUGCCAGGCCAUGCCAGCAGAGCUGCUGUCUCAACAGUAUUCCAUGGAGGCAGAAUAAGAUCUGAUGAACUUAGUGUCUGCUGGCUCCUGACACUGAUGGCAGCCUUGUGACAAGCUCUCAGACCAAGUGAGGAAUCUUUUGCUGUCAAGAUGGGGUUUGCAUAUGCAGUCUGUGCGAGGCAACUUAAAUGGCCUAGUCUUUCCCUUUGCUAGCAGAACGGCUCUGGUUUCCCUUCCACAAUCAUAGCAAAGCUACCCCUGCUUUCAAGCAGGAUUGUGUUUCAUGUGCAUUACAAUCACCUGCUUCUGGCACUGCAGGAUGCUCUGGUAGUGGGAAAGACCGCCGUUCCACAUAAGCUGAGGGUCAAUUCUACUGACAACAAAAGCAGCUGAUGAAACCAGAGCUCAUUGGAGCUAGACUUCAGGACAGUGGUGUCCUCAGCUGACCUUAACAUGCUUUUUAUUGACCAUCACAACCCUUUUCUGCCUUGGCUUUGCUCUACCUCAGUACAGAAGCAAGACAGCAAAUUCUCUGACUUGCUGGCAGUGAGCAAACAGUCUUAUCUACUCUGAUAAAGAAAAGAUGCAUUUAAAUAUGGCCCUCACUGUUUAGGGAUGACCUUGGUUUGUCUAGUUAUUAUACAGGGGCCUUCAUAGUAAGGCUGGCUUUUUGUAGCAGCUACUAAAGUGUCUGCUUGUUUCCAUCUGAGGUCUUGCAAAGAUACUGUUCACACUAAUGUUAGAGACUAUACAGAAACUGAUGCUUUGAACAAGUGGAGAGCAAGAAUUAUAAAUGUUUCACUUCCUGCAACUCAGAGACAGCUUUGUCUCAUUUUGUGUUACCUACACAAAAUGCUGUUCCAUCAUAUUAGGGAAUUUCUACUGCCAGAGCUUUUCUCUUGGAAAGGGAGAAGUCAGGGAAUGCUGUAAAGCUUUAUACCAAAUAAAGAAGAUCUACAUUAUAGAAAGAUCAUACAACAACUUUAGUCUCUCACAAUAGCAAGGCCUCAAUUCGAAUAUCUAGCACAGGUGCUUUUGUGCACUUACCUUUAGAAGCAGCAUUUGAAGGUUAGUGCACUGGAUCCAUUACUUGUUUCAGUAGACAUUUAGCUCUACACUUGAACUUUUCACGUCCCAGCAACCUUUCAUUCCUCGUACCUCAUGGCAGACAGGUGCAAAACGGGAGCAUAGAUCACCACAGCUUCAGGUUACCUUGGCCAGUCAAUAACCUUCUGCAUAAGUAGUCCACCUCAUGCCUUCCCAGUACAAACAGGAACACUUUCUCCAUAGCCUUGCCAGGCAAGACCUUUAAAACCUGCUUUUUUAAAAUGCAUACUAUACAUAAAUGGGCAUUUUUUAGGUUUUUUGAGGGGCACAUGAGUUGGGAUAAAGCAACAAACAGCUCAGUCAUUUGUCCACAGUAAAAGGUAGGUACACUUCACCAUUGCUACUUAACUGAAUGUAAAACAUGCUGUGAACUGUUGUUACUUGGGGUGGUGUACAGCUAGUAACUCAUUCCACCCAGCUAGACAGAUUUCCAUUAUUAGGACACUGGGUUAGAUUUCAGGAUUAAGGGAAAUGGUAGUUUUGGACACUUCAGAUUUGGGAAUUUACAUUGAGGGUGCUUCAUAAAUGGAAAAGUUAAUUUUUUUCAUAAUUAUUGUCCUUUGUUACAUUUCAAUGUCUUAUUACUCUAAAGAGCAUAAGAGGGUACUGCCUCCUUGAAAGUGUACGGAAGCUGUUUAUCUGUUGUACAAUGAAAGUUUUAAAUAAACAGCGCUUUGUUUUAA
Molecule: messenger RNA, 4024 nt
Organism: Alligator mississippiensis (American alligator)
Lineage: Eukaryota; Metazoa; Chordata; Crocodylia; Alligatoridae
Gene: PLEKHJ1
Product: pleckstrin homology domain containing J1
Exons: 6
Coding region: 66-515 (149 amino acids)
Biological process (GO): receptor recycling; retrograde transport, endosome to Golgi; endosome organization
Cellular component (GO): trans-Golgi network; recycling endosome; early endosome
Source: RefSeq, a predicted model, not a curated record